UGCAAUAGGCAGGGAGACGUGGAGGCUGCUCCCACGGCCGCUGGCAUCGCCGCUGCGGUCAGAAACCCUCUAUUGUCAGCCCUGGGGGGCCCGGCCCUGUAUGGGGGUGCGAGGAGAGGUGCAGCAGCAGCAGGGCUGGGUUAAGGGCCAUCUCCUGGUCCUGCUGGACGGGGGGGUGUCACCUAGAAGGGCAUCCUGUGCUGCUGGGGCUCAGGUGGGGAGCGGGGAGCUGCCCUUUGACCCCCCAGCAGCAGUGAGGCCAUGAGCUCUCAGGAUGAGCAGUUCCAAGCAGCAGCCCCUGAGCCAGCAUCUUCCUCCGCUGAUGAUGGCAUGACCUGGUGGUACAGGUGGCUCUGCAGGAUUGCCGGGGUCAUCGGGGGCGUGUCCUGUGCUGUUGCUGGUCUCUGGAACUGUGUUACCAUCAACCCACUGAACAUUGCAGCCGGUGUGUGGAUGAUGCUGAACGCCUUCGUCCUGUUCCUGUGUGAGGCUCCAUUCUGCUGCCAGUUCAUCGAGUUCGCCAACGCCGUGUCUUCGAGGGCAGACAAACUGCGGGCCUGGCAGAAAGCUGCUUUCUACUGCGGGAUGGCCGUGUUCCCUGUCAUUCUCAGCCUGACGCUCACCACGCUCUUUGGAAAUGCCAUUGCGUUUGCGACCGGGGUGCUUUAUGGCCUGUCAGCUCUUGGCAAGAAGGGAGAUGCCAUUUCCUACGCUCGGAUCCACCAGCAGCAGAAGCAAAUGGAUGAAGAGAAGCUCACAGGGUGCCUGGAGGGACAGGCUCUGUGAAGUGCAUGAGCCCUGGGCGACCUUUUGGACCCUGAGAUGGUGGUGAAGAUUUGGGAACCCACUCUGCCCUCCCAUCUGCCCACCCCCUCUCUGUCACUCCAUGAUUUCCCUGGACACUACGGCAACAACUGGAGCUCUCAGGGAUGGGGUGGGCUGUGCCCCCCUCACACACCAGCACUUGGACCUCAGUGCUUUGGCUGCUCCCUCCUCCCGCCACUCAGAACCAAAUAUCUCACGGUCCUUCUUUUUCUUUCUUUCUUUCUUUCUUUCUUUCUUUCUUUCUUUCUUUCUUUCUUUCUUUCUUUCUUUCUUUCUUUCUUUCUUUCUUUCUUUCUUUUAUUUAUUUAUUUAUUUGCAGAGGUGCUGGCCCUUUGUGUGCUGCUGUACAAGCCUAAAUACGUAGCCUUUCUCUGUUUUAAUGCCCAUCACAUUUUGCUGGGGACUGUGUGUGGGCAGCACACUCUCUGGGGACUGCUCUUGGAACUCCUUGGCUCCAGAGGUCUCAUGCCCAGGGUGCUGCUGCACAUUACACAUUUAAUGCAGCACACUCUGGUGUGGCUCUUUCCAGGCGUAAAACAAGAAUGCAGUGUUUAGCAGUACCUGCUGAUGCUUGCACUUGGUGUUUUUCAUCAUGCAGGUUUUAAUAUGGGUCCAGUUAGGUCAGACAUUGGAGGCAUCUUUGCACAGUAAAGGACUUCCAGCAAAAAAAAAAAGCCAAGCAUGAAGACAGUGAUGCCUCCAGAGGCGAGAAGCACAGUCUGCCCUUUCUCUGGAUACAGCUUCAGGCAGAUAAUGCAAUUUACUUGAAUUAUAAGCAUUAAUUAUGUAAUCUUAAUAAGGGUACUUUUCUUCAGCUUCACUCUUUUACUGGGCAAGGAGAGAAGCAAGGCUGAAAAGGCAUUGUGUUGCUUGAGGCAAAUGAAGGCUGUUUGCAGGUGGGAUGGUUGCUAAUGUGCAAGUGAGUCCCCUCUGAGCCCAGGCAGACACUGCUCUGUUCUCUCACUUCCUGUGUCUGCUCCUGCAGUCUGUUCUGAGCGUGGGACCAGCCCUUGGCUUCUGUCUGUACAGCCUUUCUCAUUGAGCUCAUGCUUUUUUGCAUCAACCCGGGCUGGUUUUUGUAUGGGAAGGAGGCAAAUCCUUGCUUUGCAAACAGGAAAAUCCCAUUUUUGUGAGGUGCUGCUUUAUUCCAAGCACCAUCAGCAGUGCUGAUUCUGUUUGCUUUGUUUGAGGCCGAGCAGAACUGCUCAUCGGGUCCAGAUCCCCCACCUCUCAUCACAGUUUCUUUUGGGGGAUGGGAGGGGAAGGGUUAAUUUAUUUGUUUUUACUUGAUUGCCAUCUGUUUUACUUAGGAGAAGGGAGAAUAAUUUAUUUCUGCUUAUUUAAGUAUUUUGAUGAGACUCAUCAGAGUGCAUCAUCUCAUUUCAGGGGUCUCUGGAAAGCGUGCUGUCCUUCCUUUGAUCCCUUUGUCUGAUUGCAGUGACAGGAGAUGGCUCUCCUUGCUGGGCCUGGUGCUCAGUGGAAAUAGGCAGCAGCUCUGGCCCUAUGCCUGCUGCCUGCUGGCACCUCAGGAUCCCCUUUGUGUUACUGGGGUGCUGGGGUGGGGGGUCACCCUGCAAUUUGGGAGAGCUGCUGCUGGAGGGCACUGGUGCGUGUGGGCAUUGCAGCAGGAGCAGUGCUGUCCCUGGAGGCUGGGGGGUUAAGCUGUCAGCGACUGCUCCUUGUUGGUUCUUUGCUGGAGUUCAAGGAGGUGUGAAGAUUUGCACCAGGCAGGAAUCUGGUGCGAGUUGAUUUGCACAUGCAGGGCCUUGCUGGGCAGCUGCUUUGUGCUAAGCCCUUUCCCCCUGGGCCUCUGUGCUGUAUUUGCUCUGACACCAGCUUGUCUGGGGUACAGAACUGCCAGCCCAGAUGCAACGUGGUUUAAUAAAAGCUUUGCUGUUUCAGAGCCCCCCAGCUCUGGGCUGGUCCUUUGGCUGUGUGCAGUAUGUGGGGUGUUGGCUUUCUGUGUAUGUGUGCACAGGGACUGCAAACUGCCAUGCUCCCUUUGCUGUGAGGGGAGUGCAGGGACCCCUGUUAGUAGCCAAGGCCUCUCUGCUCCUUGCAUCCAUGUGCAGCAUCGUGGAGUGGUUGCAGAGCAGCACCCUGCCCAAUGGGCAGAGCACCCACAUUUGAUUUCAGGGGGUUUUCAGUAGUUUAGUAGCAUUUGGUAGAGGAACAUUGCAGACAGAGGCAGCAGUAUCAGGGUGAGCACAUCUGCAGUGGGUGCUCCUGGGAACUGUUGCUGGCUGUGGUGCAGCAGAACACAAACCAGGUGCUGCUCUUGCUGUGGCCACAGCCUGGUGGAGUCUGCAUGCUGCACCCAUGGCUUUCAGGAGUGGUGGAGUGUUAAUGGAUGGUUUCUCCUCAGUGUUGGGUGAGAGGCUGUUUUAGUGGCAAUAGGAAGACUUUUAGAGUAGUAGUAUCACAGUAGUUAGCGUGCCCAUUCACAGUGCAUGGUGGUUAUUAGUUGUGUUUAGAGGCACCAUUAGGGUGCUUGGAGCUGUGCAAGAAUGAAGGAAGUGAAAAGCACCACUGCAGUGAUUUGGUAGGCUCAGCUCAGUGCAGGUAAGGGGCAUCCAUGGGUGAGGUACUGCUUGCCAGGUCUCGGAGAGGACUUUGAGGGGAGGAUGGGACAGAAAUUUUGUUACGUGAGACCUCAGGAGCAGGUGAUACAUUGACUGCAGUGAGUAUGGAAAGACAGCUGGGUACUGGCAAUAAAUACGCACUUGGAAAUGGACUGUUACACCAUUCCUGUCUGAGCUGUGCACUUCUCUUACCAAGCACAUUUAUACAGCGUGCAACUGCUCCAUUUAGUCACAAAAAGUGCUGCAGUUGUGCUCCAGGUUCCCAAGGGCUCUCCACUGGGCAUGCAAAGAGCAGAACCUCUCGUUCUGCUGUAUGCCCACACCUUGCUGCUCUAAGCAGCAGCUGAUUUUGUAACAGCAAAUUGAUCCUCUGUGUGUGCAGUGAAUAAAAAGACCAUUCUACCUCUGGAAAGAGCCACUGUGAUUUCUCAAUCCAAAUGCAGCAAAACCCCUCAGACUUUCUGUAUGGAAGAAAGAAGGUCACUCAGCAAACACUUCUCCAAUGAGGUUCUCUCAGGACCUGGAGAGCCCAGCGUCGAUUCAUAUUUGGGCACUUCCUCCUUUGGCCCUGGGAAGCUCAAUUCAUCUUUGUCAUUUUUUCUUUUUCCUCAGGAGAAAAAAACAUCCACUGUCUGCAGGGAAAGGUUUCACUGAAGUGAGGAUAUCGAGACCUGGUCCAUAGCCAUGUGAGGAGGAGAAUGCUGUAGGACAGGGCUGCCAGAGAGCCUGAUCUGCUGAAGGUCAGUGGAAACCAGAGGCUCUUGAGAUCUCAGGCCAUGCACAGAAACAGUAAUGCUCCAGCCAGGACUGGACAUCUUUCUGGAAAUGGGUCUCAGCUGUAAAGGUUGAGUUUAAUACUGAAAAUGUUGUGUUUUGAUUUUGGCCCAUCUCUCUUCCUCUGUCCUUGGCUGCUUUAAAUUAACCCUCUGAUAAAGCACAUCUUCCCUUGGGUGAGAUGCACCUCCUGCUGCAGGGGAUCUAAAAGCAGUUAGUAGUUCCUGAGAUCUCAGUCACAUGCUCUGCACUGCCUCCUGAUUCCUUGGCAGGAAGGGAGGAUACAAGCUUAUCCAGGACACUCAGCUCGCCCUGUGCAUUUCAGCAGGCUGACAAGUGCUUGGGCAGGUGAUCCCCAGGCCCAGGGCAUGUUGUUAUGUUGUUCUGCCCCUAUGGGGAGAGCCAGGUCAGGCAAUUCUCAGCAAGGCCAGUUGUUCCUCACAGCCAUAACCACCUCUUGCACUGUGCUUUACUUUAAAUAAGACCUUAAGCCACGCAGGACAUCAGGAAAGGGGUAAGAGCAAUUUGCUACUAUCUAUGCAGCUGAAAUCUCAAAGUGAUGGAGGUGGAGGCUCUACACACAGCUGUGAUGGAGGCACAUCCACCUUCCUUCUUUGUAAAACCCUGGGGAGGGAAGGACCUGCCCCACUACAAAGCAUUGUCUGUACCGACCGUGUCUUUCCUGCAGGGAAUCACUUGCACUACAGCUGAAUGUCUGUCUGUUCCCAGUCUUUGUGCUUUGUCCUGAGUUUUCUUUGUGAACCGUGGUUGGUCUUGUUCGUUAGGCUUCUAGUGUAACGUGUUUUUAGAGCAAUAAAAUGUGGCAGCUUUUUAUACAA
This is a messenger RNA of Lagopus muta (rock ptarmigan), 5020 nucleotides long. It is a transcript of the gene CACFD1, whose product is annotated as calcium channel flower domain containing 1. The transcript is spliced from 5 exons. Lineage: Eukaryota; Metazoa; Chordata; Aves; Galliformes; Phasianidae. The record is from RefSeq and is a predicted model, not a curated record. Gene Ontology annotation, biological process: vesicle-mediated transport. The coding region runs from base 262 to 786 and encodes 174 amino acids. Gene Ontology annotation, cellular component: membrane.